GUUAGCCAGACAAACACACACCACCACCAGUGGGUUGUAGGACGGGAAAACCGACCUACCGAACCGCAGGCGGCGCCAUCAUCAACACCAACGUGCCGUCGAUUGAGAAACAGGUUAUCAAACAGGACCCGACGGCUGCAGAUCGUCGUUCAGACGGUUCGUCGUCAUCAACACGGUGUUAGUUCCCAUCCAGCAACAUGGCACGCCACAUCGCUCUACCGUCGCUGCUGAUCGCCACCUUGCUGCUCUGCCUAGUAGGAGUUGGUUUCGCCCAGAACCGCGACUUUGUGUUUCCGCCCGUAGACGAUCUGGCCAUCGGUGAUCCGUGUAUUAUUCCGCCAGUGAAGAACGGAUUUUCCCGUCCGGAGCAAGGAAUUUGCCGACGAGUGCGUGACUGUACUACCUUCCUGCCACGCCUCAUCCGCCAUCCGUUCGAUAUUCGUCGAGAUGUGUGCUUCUUCGAGGUGCAGGAGCCGGUCGUGUGUUGUACGCACGAAACCAACGACAACGCAAUAAGUUCCGAGAAUCAGCUAGAUGGCUACCCGUGGGAUUAGAUUUCACUGUAUAGUGAACAUCGACAUACUGAGAAGAUGCAGUGCAGAACAAAGAACCAAUGCAGAUCGUAAGGAUGGCGAUUGUGAUGCUGAUACUAAGGCCAGCCUCACGGGCAUGAGUCAAACGUGUUUUCCAUAUCAUAUCACCAACGGAGUGUCUUUGUCAGUGAUGAGGUACUGGUUUUAUCAUAGAUCAUAGCUACACCGAGAGAGAGAGAGAGGGAGAGAGAGUAAGAGUGAUCCCUAUUACUAGAAUAAGCAUACUCCCCUAAUGCUACGCGAAAUCACUUUGUUGUCAUGGCGACGUUGUUCAUGAUGAAGUUAUUGUUAGAAUUGAGCAGGAAAAUAAAUGCGUCGUAGAAUCUUGUACGGCACCACUACAACUUUGUCAUGUUCUGGAAUUCCAACUCGUACACCACCUGUUACCGCCACAAACAUUUGUUUCUAAACCCCCGACAAAAGGAACUGAUGAGGUGCACUGUGCAUUGCACAGCACCACCCAACACCACAGCUAUGCCAACCUUCGGCAGAACAUGCAUGCUUUCUUCCCAUGGCCAGCACCCUUUCACGUCGUCAAACCUGAUCGGAAAGCAUGGGGUUUUCCCGAGGUCGCGGUGAGUCAACGAUCGUUCCAUUCAUCAUGCAGCGACUGUUCAGCGUGGAGUUACAAAUGAGCUGGGGUCGAAAAGCAAACCAUUAUCACAUUCGGGCGCAUAUACUUAUCACGUUUACGCAUUAAGCAUUCUCAUCAUCAAUUACCAUGUUUCAAUAGACGGAAUCGCUUCAUUUUGUUGAGUGUUUACCGUCACUUUUAUCAGCUGUAGUGAAAUUAAUCAUUCUUCUCUUUCAUUUCAUUCAUCAAACUGGCCUGGUCUGUGUGAGGGAAAUAAUUUUCUGCAGGAUAACGAAUGAUACCUGAUCGUAUAAUGUACUAAUAACUUUAACAACCAACCACUACCUCCUCAGCAAACAUUGCGGUCAUGGUAUGAAGCCACAAAUCACCGAGCACGGCACACAGUUUGCGUAGCUCUCCCAACCAUCCCACUCCGUUCAUCGUGAACUGCUCUGACGUGCACGGCUCUGGGGAGUCACUUCCGAGUGAGCCCAAAACGGAAACCGGUUCCAAGCUAAUCCAAUGUGUGCAUAAUGAUUCGCGCGGGGUCCUCCUCCUUAUCAGAUCGUAGCUCCACAGCUUUCGUAAUGGCACGCCACAUCACCCUCACCGAACUGAACGGUGCUAUACGGGCGGUGCACCGGAUCGUGUUUCGGAGUAAAGUAGCACGCCGAUCCGUCGCCCUGGUAUCGUCAUAUCGUCGUUGCUUGUAUUCAAAUGUCUUUUGCUUGAUAGUAAAUGCUAUUGAGGUUCCUUUUUGCAUUGUGCAAUACAUCCUCGUACAAGCCUGCUGAUCGAAUACCGUGCAGCAGUAGGAGUCGGUCGUCGUUUGAUCGGUCGCAGUUCGGUGAG
Messenger RNA from Anopheles aquasalis, 2019 nucleotides. RefSeq lists its product as uncharacterized. The record is from RefSeq and is a predicted model, not a curated record. NCBI's taxonomy places the organism in Eukaryota, Metazoa, Arthropoda, Insecta, Diptera, Culicidae.